Solea solea (common sole) is the source of this 2742-nucleotide messenger RNA. RefSeq names its product bone morphogenetic protein 10 (gene bmp10). The transcript is spliced from 2 exons. Gene Ontology annotation, molecular function: growth factor activity; cytokine activity. Lineage: Eukaryota; Metazoa; Chordata; Actinopteri; Pleuronectiformes; Soleidae. The record is from RefSeq and is a predicted model, not a curated record. Gene Ontology annotation, cellular component: extracellular region. The coding region runs from base 254 to 1702 and encodes 482 amino acids. Gene Ontology annotation, biological process: BMP signaling pathway; SMAD protein signal transduction.
ACAGAGCGGAGCUCAGAGAGAGACUAUACUGUAAGACCUGGAGGAGAGCAGCAGGAAUAGGAAGGGUCAACAUCGCCACUAACUGCUGCCAGGAGAACCAGAACUUUCUUUGGCUACAGAUGAAAUGAACGCAAUUUAAAUUAACCUUUGGAUUCAGAGGUCCAGAAGUUGCAGUUAUUUUGUUUUUGAUUAUUGAUCAACAACCACAGAGGGCAUAAGAUAGAAUUCUGAUUGUCUGCUGAUUGUUUUUCCCAUGGCGAGCAUUUGGAUUUCUCAACCGGGAACCAUCUGCAGCUCCCAGACAAGGCUCUUGCUGUUUUCCAUCCUGGUACUCCAGGAGCUUUUAUGUGGUGAGAGCAGUCCAAUCUCCAGCACCCAUCAGAGGCAUCGUCCUGCCCCGGGGCUGGGAGACGGGAACGGAGGGGUGGUGGAUCCAUCACAGCUGGAACAGGACAGCAACAUGGACAUGCAGAGUCUGCUGGAGAGCCUCAAGGAACAGUUUCUGCAGACCUUCAACCUGUCGGGCUUGGGUCCUUCUGGAAGUACCCGAGAAGAGCCACCUGAGUACAUGAUGGAGCUAUACAACCGUUUUGCUAACGACCACAGUGCCAUGCCCUCCGCCAACAUCAUCCGCAGCUUCAAAAAUGAAGAUUCAUCCCCCAGUGUUGUCGGUGUUGAAGGAGUGAGGUGUCACCCUCUCCUCUUCAACGUGUCAGUCCCUCGUCACGAACGCAUCACCACAGCCGAACUACGCCUCUACACCCUCGUCCAGACUGACCGCCACCUUUAUGCCGGUGUCGACCGCAAGGUCACGAUCUACGAACUGGAGCCGCAUGAGCUAGACGACAACAUGACGGAUGACAACACUGUGAUGGGAGAUGCGUUCAGAGGGGGAGGAGAGCAGAUAGAGCGGGUACAGUUGGCUUCGAGACAGGUCUACGGCACCGAUAGCGGCUGGCAGGCGUUUGACCUCACCGCUGCUGUCCAGCGUUGGCACAAAUUGGACCGUGGCACCACGCACCGGAUAGAGGUGCACAUUGCCAGUAUGGCUAAUGAAAAUGUUCAAAGUAUAUCUGAGGACAACAGAAGCAGGGAUCCACCUGAAGGAGACAUGAAGAUUGAUACCAGUCCUGAGGAAAAACACAAACCCCUGCUGAUUGUUUUCUCUGACGACCAAAGCAGUGAUCACCGCGAUGACAAGCGGGAGCUGAACGAGAUGAUUGACCACGAAACCUCCAACAUGGUUCUGCAGAAUGACCUUGAGACAGGCCUUUGGGGUGAGGACGGAGAAGAACAGGUCGAGCCCGAUGAGGAGGAGCUCCUCCAAAUGCGUUCCAAUCUGAUCUACGAUUCAGCAUCCCGCAUUCGUCGCAAUGCCAAAGGCGACCACUGCAAUAAACAGAGUCUGUUUGUAGAGUUCAAAGAUAUUGGAUGGGACAGUUGGAUUCUAGCACCCACUGGUUAUGAUGCAUUUGAAUGCACUGGCAUUUGUUCAUUUCCACUGACAAAGCAUGUGACGCCCACCAAGCACGCCAUUGUGCAGACGUUGGUCAAUAUCAACAGUCCUCAGAAAGCGGCGCGAGCUUGCUGCGUGCCCACCAAGCUGGACCCCAUCUCUUUGCUGUACCUGGACGACACGGGCGUGGUCACCUACAAGUACAAAUACGAGGGCAUGGUCGUGGCUGAGUGCGGUUGCAGAUAGUCCAUGCUCUGAGAGAGUUGAACACGCUACAAAGUCUUACGCUUUACAGUCAGAGGAAAGACACUGAACAAACAUAAGCUGGAAAAGGAGAUAAGCGCAGAAUGUUGUUUCGACAAAGGGACAGCUGGUGGAAUCUCUGUAAAGGUUACUCAGUGAGACUGGAAUCGCACAUUCACUGUUCACGAAACCCGAUGUGUACAUGGCCAAAGACAGGGGAGAGACAAUGCGCUGCUGAACGGCAGCCGUUGGUCGCUAACUGUGACCAUCGAGAACAGUAAGAAACGAGAUUUCCCAAGGACCCAACCAAGUACGUCCAAGUGUGCGAAGCCUGGUGGGAACUAGUGGGCUUGCAUUCCCCCUCCCUCUACUUCCCCCUGACAUCUGUCUUCCUUUCUACUUAUCUCUGGACUCCCCACUUGAUGCGAACACUAAUCAGCACUUCAUGUGUCCUGGUGCAGUGAAAUGGCCUCCCAGAGGCAACCUGACAAGACAUAAACUCUGUGGGCCCACCUCCUGCCUUCUGCAGCCUCUGAUACGUAGGUGCUGUGUGGGGGUCGUGGUGGCAGGGUUAUCAUCCCUAAACCCUGCUUCCCACGUCACAUGCCUCUUUUCCACUCCCUCCUAGCUAAAGUGAUAGCAAGGUGUUGGGGGGUUGAGAAACAUUGGAGUGACCACCCAGACUAGAACUGGACGUCAUUGGGGGGCAUCUUUUUAAGGUAGUGGGGCUGAAAGUUGGGGGUACACAGCAAAGGGGCCAGAGGUUGUUCACAUUCCUAGGUAACAGACAUUUUUUACUAGCUCAACUCACUGACCCACCCUGUACCCCCAAUAUCUCAUAACUCUUCCGCCGAGUCAUCCAUCAAUUUUAUGUAAAAAAAAAACAACAUUAUCACCUGUAAGCUAAAACCAAGUGUGGAAAUGGGGCCACUUCCUGUUAAGGAUCCCCAAAGAAAAUACUAUCAUUUUCUUUAGUUUAAAGCCUUUUGAUACCUCUGCUGCUUGUGUCAAUUAAAACACUAUUUAUUGUUCUAAUUUAUUAA